ACAGUGGAUCAUUAUCAGCUGAAGGAGCACCCGCGUCGUCAGCUUGUUCUGUUUACUUUCACGGUCGUCUACAGCGACAAAUCAGAACAGUUCGCCUACACAUCAGCCCAUUUUCAUGUGAUCAAACUGCAGCCGCAUGAAACAGUUACUAUAAAAUGUCACGCCAGUUUGCUUGGUUUAGGCGAGGCAAUGGAUGUUGAGUGGUGGAGAGAAGAUGCAGUUGUUCCCACGGCCAAUUCAACCCUCUCUGUUUUACAUGAUCAGGAUUUGGGAUUAUAUCGGUGUUUAGCCGACGUAGCUAUUGUAUCAGUUGACCUUCUGGACAGUUAUCUUGUAAAUAGUCGAGUGAAGCGUUCCGGUGAAAUGCCUUCAGGCAAAGUGUUGAGUAGUGGAAUUAUUGUGGAACGCAUGGUACCACGCCAUUUCAUCGUCCAUCCAAAGAAGUAG
This is a messenger RNA of Gongylonema pulchrum, 447 nucleotides long. The record is from the annotation of a GenBank genome assembly. NCBI's taxonomy places the organism in Eukaryota, Metazoa, Nematoda, Chromadorea, Rhabditida, Gongylonematidae.